Messenger RNA from Hipposideros armiger (great roundleaf bat), 939 nucleotides. Its product is annotated as olfactory receptor 52B4-like. Gene Ontology annotation, molecular function: olfactory receptor activity; G protein-coupled receptor activity. The transcript has a single exon. Lineage: Eukaryota; Metazoa; Chordata; Mammalia; Chiroptera; Hipposideridae. The coding region runs from base 1 to 939 and encodes 312 amino acids. The record is from RefSeq and is a predicted model, not a curated record. Gene Ontology annotation, biological process: G protein-coupled receptor signaling pathway. Gene Ontology annotation, cellular component: plasma membrane.
AUGGCUACCUUAAACCACACUGCUGUUAGCCACACAGUCUUCCACUUGCUAGGCAUCCCCGGCCUUGAGGAUCGACACAUGUGGAUUUCCAUCCCCUUCUUCAUUUCCUAUGUCAUCGCCCUGCUUGGGAACAGCCUGCUCAUCUUCAUUAUCCUCACCAGAAGUAGCCUCCAUGAACCUAUGUACCUCUUCCUCUGCAUGCUGGCUGGAGCAGAUGUUGUCCUCUCCACAUGCAUAAUACCUCAGGCCUUGGCCAUCUUCUGGUUCCGUGCUGGGGAGAUCUCCCUGGAUCGCUGUAUCACUCAGGUAUUCUUCCUCUCUUCCACUUUCAUGUCUGAGUCCGGGAUCUUGCUGGCGAUGGCAUUUGACCGCUACAUUGCCAUAUGCUACCCACUGAAGUACACCACUAUUCUUACACAUGUGCUGAUUGGGAAAGUUGGUGUGACAAUCUUUCUGAGAAGCUAUGGUACAGUUUUUCCUGUAAUAUUUCUCCUGAAAAGACUGACUUUCUGCAAUAGUAACAUCCUCCCAAACACUACUUGUAAACACAUGCUCUUGGCCAAAAUUUCCUGUAAUGAUAUCAGAGUUAACAUCUGGUAUGGUUUUUUUCUCCUAAUGUCAACCUUGGUCUUAGAUGUUGUGCUAAUUUUUGUUUCAUAUAUGCUUAUUCUCCGUGCUGUCUUCCACAUUUCAUCCCAAGAUGCUCGCCACAAAGCUCUCAAUACUUGUGGCUGUCAUGUUUGUGUCAUCAUUCUCUUUUAUGGGCCUGGGAUCUUCUCUGUUCUUACUCAGCGGUUUGGACACCACAUCGCAGUCCAUACUCAGGUUCUGCUGGCCAAUGUCUAUAGUCUCAUUCCACCUAUGUUAAAUCCCAUCAUUUAUGGGAUUAAGACCAAGCAGAUUCAGGACCUGGUGGUUCAUUUGCUGUUUCCAAAAUAG